UCUCUACUUAUAAUAAUAGUCGACGACGACAGAACCCACCCGCUCUUUUCUCUCUCCUCUCCGAUCGGAAAGGGGGAACAAAUAUCAAACCAACAAAAAACCCUAAUUCUCUAGAAAUCCCCCAAAUCUUUCAAAUUUUUUCGCCCUCGCCCUCUUCCAAACCCUAAUCGAUAAUUUCGCUGUGGAAUUCAAGAAUUAGAUGUUGAGAUUCGCCCCCCCUUCUUCUUCAGUUCGAUCCUAGGGUUUCAGAUCGAUUAAUGGUUUUGCGUAAACUUUUUCAGAUACAACGCGCUAGAAUCUUGAAUUGUCACUUCUUAGGCUCGACCUGUCAUUUUGAUUUUUUGCGCUGUUGAAUGCCAUUAGAGUUUUAGUUCGUAGCUGAAUCCUGUCGUUUUUAGUUUCUCGCUUUAGGAAUGAGUUCAGAGAUCGAGGAUAAGGUGUUCCUGCCCGAAUCUCAAAAGAGCUCGAGGGUAUCAUAUUCUAGAGAUUUUCUGCUGUCUUUGAGCCAGUUGGAAGCUUGCAAGAAGUUACCUAGUGGGUUCCAUCCAUCGUUCCUCAGUGAGCUUGGAGAUGAUAGUAGCUCGGGGAUUGAUCGGCAAAGAAAUUUAGGGACAUACGUACGAAGAAACCAGGGGAGAUGGGAUAGCCAGUCCUCUGGAUCGAGCGACAAAGAUGGGGAUUUGCAAUCUGAUCGGGAUACUGUAGAUUCUGAUAGGCAAUUUGCUCGACGUUAUCAGCAAAAUUCAGAGCAUGACGGGCUAUUGGGAAGUGGUGCAUUUCCUAGACCUACAGGAUACUCAGCGGGAAAGGCUCGAGUAAAUGGCCCUUAUCAACUUAAUAGGAGCACUGAACCUUAUCAGCCUCCACGACCAUAUAAGGCCAUUCCUUAUUCGCGGAAAGAUAAUACUGAUUCAUAUAAUGAUGAAACAUUUGGGUCUAGUGAAUGUUCAGGUGAGGACAGAGCAGAAGAAGAAAAGAAGAGAAGAGAAUCAUUUGAGUUAAUGAGGAAGGAGCAACAUAAAGCAUUGCAACAGAAGCACAAACAGGGUCUUGAUAAUCAUAAAGAAAAUCUUGAUACUGAUAUCAGUGCACUAUUAGCGAAUUCUGCAGAUGAAAAUAGCAUGAGUAAAAGCAAGUCAGAUGAACCUGGAAUAGCUUCCCUCUCCCGUACUAAUUCUUCUAGUUCUAGUUUACACAUACAAGCUCCAGCAUCGAGGCCACCCGUUCCACCUGGUUUUAGAAGUUCUUUAGUUGACAAAAACCUUUCUGUCCAAUGUUCAACUACUUCCCUUACAUCUGAGGGGAAUACUAUAAUUGGGAGCAAACAUUCUCUUAACAUCAUGGAUAAUAAUCAGGAUAACAUCUGCAUACCAGCUGCUUCUACACCUGUAAACUUGGGUGAAAGUGCACCCAAGGUUUCUUAUCAAUUGUCGAUUGAUGCAAAUGAAAAGCGUACGGUUCCCAUAAUUGGUGCCGAAGUUUUGAAGCCUUCGGCAGAUUUUGAAAAAACGUCAAGUAACGCAGCUGUGCAGGAAGCCAGUCAGGUUUGGGAAGAUGAUUUUGUUAUCAUGAAUGACUCCUCAUGCAAGAAAGGGCCCACAUGUGAAAGAAUAAAUGCAGUUAAUCAAGACAGCACUACAACAAUUCUCGAAAAAUUAUUUAGCAGUGCGUUAUCAAAAAAUUAUGCAAGUUCGCCUAAUAGUCUUGAGCAUCAAGGUGUUAAAGCUGACAAGGAAAAAUGGGAUCCUGUGUUAUCUGAAUCUUCCAUGUCUGCUCAUUGGUUUUCUGAAAAUGAGAAAAAAUUUGAGGAUUUUUCAUCCAGAGAGUUGCUCUCUUUAAUUGUCAGUAAUGAGAAAUCAGGUUCGCUGGUGUCUACAGCUGAUGAAAAGGCUGGUCAAAACAUCCCGCUAAAGUUGACUUCUGAAAGUGUUGUUAAUCCAUCGAAACUCCCAACAAUCCCUGUAACAUGCUCAGUUACUUCUGUUCCUGAAAAUUGUUCCUUGAGUGAUAAAAAGAGCCCAAAUUCGACUGUGCUCACGUGCGAGGAUCUUGAGCAGUCCAUCUUAGCUGAGGUGAAAAUUACCAAACCAGAUCAGCAUCACUCUGAUCAGGGAGGUUGGAUUCCAGCUGAUGGUAAAUCUGAAAGAAUGAAAGCUGUUAUUGAUGACCGUGCAUCAAACCAUCUCCUUUCUUUGUUACAGAAUCGAACAGGCUUGGAAAAUUCAAUAUCUUCUUGCCCGCUUGGUAUUGAAUCUGCUGACAGCUUUUGUGGCUCUAAAGUAAAGCCUCUUUUUGAUCAUAUUUCUGGUAACACUGCUGUUAAAAUUCCUGAGAAGGUCAGUAGCUCUGAGAAGACACUUACACUUGAAGCAUUAUUUGGGGCAUCAUUUAUGAAUGCUCUGCAUUCAGCAGAAGCCCCAGUCUCGGCUCAGAGAGGUUCAGUUGACACAGUAAAUAACACUGAAGUUAUGCAACCUCAUGGAGUGUCUCUUGUUGAGGCCGUAAAACCCGCUGACAUGGGUACUGAGGAGGAAGAAGCUGGGGAAAUUCAACUGCCAGAGGAAGAUAGUCUAAUUACUGUUAGUGAUACUGUGAAUGCUGUAACCACUGACCCUUUCUCUUUCAACAAUGUGCAUAAACCUGAGGUAUUCUUGCCUGAAAACAAUAAUGUGGAAAAUAAUGAUAAAUUUAUUAAUGCUAUCUUCAGAGACAAAGAAAGAUUAAGGAAACAUGUUUCAGAUGUUCCAGUUCAUCUUCAGAAGGAACCAUUAAAGAUGGUUGAUCCUAGUGAUCUUUAUCGUCAAUUACAUGGUAGACCAUCUUCACACUUUCCUCAUCAGAUAGAUCAAUCAAGGCCUUUGUUUCCCCCACUGGAUCAUCCUUUUCAUAUCAAUCCUCAGAUGAAGUUAGCAGGUCAAAAUGGCAUGCAUCAUGAUCCUCACCUUCCUUUUCAUGAGAAUCUUAUUCCUCGGCAAGAUUUCAACCAUGCGGGUGCGCCGAGAGUGGAUCCUGCAGCUUUUCAUUAUUCUAUGUUACAGAACAUGCCAGCUCCAGCGAAUUUUCAUCCGCAUCAUCCGAUGCAGAGCUUGCCAAGAGGUUUACCGCCAUCUUAUCCAAUGAAUCACACACCUGGGUACAUGCAUGAGAUGAACACUAUGCACAAUUUUUCUUUACAUAACCGACAGCCGGAUUAUAAUGGCGGCCCAGCAAUGGGAUUACGUGGGCCUGUUGUCGGUGGUGGUGUGGGCGCUCACCCAGAAGCUCUUGAAAGGUUGAUUCAGAUGGAGAUGAGAGCUAAUUCGAAGCACCUCCAACCUCCAGUUGGUCACCACAUUCCUGGAGUUUAUGAACCUGAGAACAUAAAUUUCAGGUAUAGGUGAAUUCUUAAGUAAGCUGCUCAUGUGUGAAUUUCCUGUAGUAUACAGAAUGUGUACUUUUUUCCAGCGUGUAUUCUCCUAGUCCUUCCCAUCUCCUUCC
Asparagus officinalis (garden asparagus) is the source of this 3477-nucleotide messenger RNA. RefSeq lists its product as uncharacterized. The transcript is spliced from 10 exons. The coding region runs from base 414 to 3380 and encodes 988 amino acids. Lineage: Eukaryota; Viridiplantae; Streptophyta; Magnoliopsida; Asparagales; Asparagaceae. The record is from RefSeq and is a predicted model, not a curated record.